GCUGUGGAGUGCGGAAGACAGAAGGCAACGCACAAAGCGAGAGAGCGAGAGAGAGAGAGAGAGAGAGAGAGAGGGGGAAAGGGAAAGAGAGUGAAAGGCGGAGUCGGAAAGUUGCAAUUUAAACAGACAAUUGGAUUGACUGUUCUCAGACUUGCAUUGCAACCAUGGGGCUGGGAAGAGGGAAGGAUGAGUACAAACUGGCGGCAACCUCAGAUGGCGAAAAGAAGAAAGGCAAGAAAGGGAAGAAAGGGAAGAAAGGCAAAGUGGCCAAGAAGGAUAUGGAGGAGUUGAAAAAAGAAGUUGAUCUGGAUGAUCACAAGUUAACUUUUGACGAACUGAACAGGAAGUACGGAAGCGACCUAACCAGGGGUUUGUCAGCAAUGAGGGCCAAAGAGAUUCUGGCCCGAGAUGGUCCAAAUGCCCUCACACCUCCACCCACCACACCUGAAUGGGUCAAGUUCUGCAAACAGUUGUUUGGUGGAUUCUCCAUGCUGCUGUGGAUUGGGGCUAUCCUCUGCUUCCUGGCUUACAGCAUCCAGGCUGCAUCAGAAGAUGAACCAGCCAAUGAUAACCUGUACCUGGGUGUUGUGCUGUCUGCUGUCGUCAUCAUCACUGGUUGUUUCUCUUACUACCAAGAGGCCAAGAGCUCCAAGAUCAUGGACUCUUUCAAGAAUCUGGUCCCUCAGCAAGCCCUUGUGGUUCGCGAUGGUGAGAAGAAAAGCAUCAAUGCUGAGGAGGUGGUAGUUGGUGAUUUGGUGGAGGUGAAAGGAGGAGACAGGAUCCCUGCUGAUCUACGAAUUAUUUCUGCUCACGGCUGCAAGGUGGAUAAUUCUUCUCUGACUGGUGAGUCUGAGCCUCAGACUCGUACACCAGACUUCUCCAAUGAGAACCCACUGGAGACCAGGAACAUUGCUUUCUUUUCUACCAACUGUGUUGAAGGAACUGCUCGUGGUAUUGUGAUCAACACUGGAGACCGUACAGUCAUGGGUCGUAUCGCCACACUUGCUUCUGGACUCGAGGUCGGUCGCACCCCCAUCUCCAUUGAGAUUGAGCACUUCAUCCACAUCAUCACUGGUGUGGCCGUCUUCCUGGGCGUGUCAUUCUUCAUCCUGUCUCUCAUCCUUGGUUACACUUGGCUGGAGGCUGUUAUCUUCCUCAUUGGAAUUAUUGUUGCCAAUGUGCCAGAAGGUCUCCUGGCUACUGUCACAGUGUGUCUGACUCUGACUGCUAAGCGUAUGGCCAAGAAGAACUGCCUAGUGAAGAACCUGGAGGCCGUAGAAACUCUGGGUUCCACUUCAACCAUCUGCUCAGACAAAACGGGUACCCUGACCCAGAACAGAAUGACUGUGGCCCAUAUGUGGUUUGACAACCAGAUCCACGAGGCAGACACCACCGAAAACCAGAGUGGGACCUCCUUCGACAGGAGCUCUGCCACCUGGGCUGCUCUGGCCAGAAUCGCUGGCCUCUGUAACCGAGCCGUCUUCCUGGCAGAGCAGAGUAACGUUCCCAUCCUGAAGAGAGAUGUGGCUGGUGAUGCCUCUGAGUCUGCUCUGCUGAAAUGUAUUGAACUGUGCUGUGGAUCAGUUCAGGAAAUGAGAGAGAACCCCAAGAUUGCAGAGAUUCCAUUUAACUCUACCAACAAGUACCAGCUUUCUAUUCACAAAAAUUCAUCAACUGAAGGAGAGUCCAAGCACCUGCUGGUAAUGAAAGGUGCUCCCGAAAGGAUUCUGGAUCGCUGCUCCACCAUUAUGAUGCAGGGCAAAGAACAGCCACUCGAUGAUGAGAUGAAAGAUGCCUUCCAGAACGCCUACUUGGAACUAGGGGGACUGGGAGAGAGAGUGCUGGGUUUCUGUCAUUUUAGCCUACCCGACGACCAGUUUCCAGAGGACUUUGCCUUUGAUACGGAUGAGGUGAACUUCCCUACUGAGAACCUGUGCUUUAUUGGACUCAUGUCUAUGAUCGACCCUCCUCGUGCUGCCGUACCUGAUGCUGUGGGCAAAUGCAGGAGUGCUGGAAUCAAGGUAAUCAUGGUAACUGGUGAUCAUCCAAUCACAGCCAAGGCCAUUGCUAAAGGUGUUGGCAUCAUCUCAGAAGGGAAUGAGACUGUUGAGGACAUCGCUGCACGUCUGAACAUCCCAAUCAAUGAAGUCAACCCAAGAGAUGCCAAGGCGUGUGUAGUCCAUGGUGGAGACCUGAAGGAUCUGUCCGCAGAGCAGCUGGAUGAUAUCUUGAAGCACCACACUGAGAUAGUUUUUGCUAGAACGUCUCCACAGCAGAAGCUGAUCAUUGUGGAGGGCUGCCAGAGACAGGGAGCCAUUGUGGCUGUGACGGGUGAUGGUGUGAAUGAUUCUCCCGCUCUGAAGAAGGCAGACAUUGGUGUUGCCAUGGGGAUUGCUGGGUCUGAUGUCUCCAAGCAAGCUGCUGACAUGAUCCUGCUGGACGACAACUUUGCUUCCAUUGUUACCGGGGUGGAAGAAGGUCGUCUCAUCUUUGACAACUUGAAGAAGUCAAUUGCUUACACCUUAACCAGCAACAUCCCUGAGAUCACUCCCUUCUUGCUCUUCAUCAUCGUCAGCAUUCCUCUGCCCCUUGGAACCGUCACCAUCCUCUGUAUCGACCUGGGAACGGACAUGGUUCCUGCAAUCUCUCUGGCUUAUGAAGCAGCUGAGAGCGACAUCAUGAAGAGACAACCUCGGAACCCCAAAACUGAUAAACUGGUCAACGAGAGACUCAUCAGCAUAGCCUAUGGACAGAUUGGUAUGAUCCAGGCACUGGCGGGCUUCUUUACUUACUUUGUGAUCCUGGCUGAGAAUGGCUUUCUGCCCUACACCCUGGUGGGCAUCAGAGUGUCCUGGGACAAUAAAUACGUCAAUGACCUGGAGGACAGUUAUGGGCAGCAGUGGACUUACGAGCAAAGAAAGAUUGUGGAGUUUACGUGCCACACAGCCUUCUUUGUCAGCAUAGUCAUCGUCCAGUGGGCUGAUCUGAUCAUCUGUAAGACCAGGAGGAACUCUGUCUUCCAGCAGGGCAUGAAGAACAAGAUCCUGAUCUUCGGAUUGUUUGAGGAGACCGCUCUGGCUGCCUUCCUCUCCUACUGCCCCGGCAUGGAUGUUGCCCUCAGAAUGUACCCUCUCAAACCCAACUGGUGGUUCUGCGCCUUCCCUUACUCCCUUCUCAUUUUUAUCUAUGAUGAAAUCCGUAAGCUGAUCCUCAGACGCAGCCCAGGAGGUUGGGUGGAACGGGAGACCUACUAUUAAGACAUGUCAGUCCAAUCAGCCUUGCAUCUUCUCCUCACCUCCUGUCUUUGCAUGAAUAUUGUCUUGCUGCUUGGAAUAAAAUUUUAAUCUCUGUGAAAAAAUUGGAGCGUGUUUUUAUAUUAGGGAAUGCUUGAUACUACUAUUAGACAUACUGAGAUGGAACGUGCAGAUGAUAAUGCUAAUAAUGACAUGAACACUGAACAUUGACAUGACUAUGCGUGCCUUGUUUCUGAAACAGGACCAAUUUUAUACGUGUUUUUAACAGUAAACAUUCAAUAAAAAUGCGCUUGAGUCAGGUCCCACA
Thalassophryne amazonica is the source of this 3561-nucleotide messenger RNA. RefSeq names its product sodium/potassium-transporting ATPase subunit alpha-1-like. Gene Ontology annotation, molecular function: ATP hydrolysis activity; P-type sodium:potassium-exchanging transporter activity; ATP binding. The record is from RefSeq and is a predicted model, not a curated record. Gene Ontology annotation, cellular component: membrane. Gene Ontology annotation, biological process: proton transmembrane transport; intracellular sodium ion homeostasis; intracellular potassium ion homeostasis. NCBI's taxonomy places the organism in Eukaryota, Metazoa, Chordata, Actinopteri, Batrachoidiformes, Batrachoididae.